This is a messenger RNA of Monopterus albus (swamp eel), 5534 nucleotides long. RefSeq names its product metabotropic glutamate receptor 4-like. Gene Ontology annotation, biological process: G protein-coupled receptor signaling pathway. NCBI's taxonomy places the organism in Eukaryota, Metazoa, Chordata, Actinopteri, Synbranchiformes, Synbranchidae. Bases 1036 to 3885 code for a protein of 949 amino acids. The transcript is spliced from 12 exons. The record is from RefSeq and is a predicted model, not a curated record. Gene Ontology annotation, cellular component: membrane. Gene Ontology annotation, molecular function: G protein-coupled receptor activity.
CCUCAAUUCCUCAACACCCCUGGUAAAUGUUUGGACUACAAGGGCAUCUUUGUGCGUGACUGAACAUCAGCUUCUCAAAUCGCUUCUGAUCUCUAAUAACCCUUUGCAGACUAGUUUGCUUUAGGGCACACGUUAACAGUAACGCUACACGAUAAACUGUGAAUUAAUGGCAAUCUGUAAACAGGUAGACAGAUUGCCAUUAAUUCGAGUGCCAGCUCCAGAUUUUAUUACCGUCAUAAAGUAAACAACGCAAAGUACACAGUGCUGUAAGUCAACCUGGUACCACUACCAGAGUAGUCUUCUGGCUAAAGCUAGCACAGCUAAUAGCUACAUAUCAGUCCCAUGUUUAACUGGCAAUACCAGUUGCAUUAGUGCGAACACAGUUAACACUAGUUAACAGUUACUUAGCUCGACGGAAUAUCUGUAACACGAGCAGACAAAUAUUUUAUCCUGCCACUUUAAAAGCAAAACUUUUUUUUCUAUCCUACCGAGCGCACAUGAUGAUAAAGUUACCACUCAUCACAGCCUAUGUUAUGGGCUGUGGUCGCUGGCCGAGAGCCGGGUGCCCACAGCAACACUGCUAGUUAGCACGCUAACGCUAGCAUGCAGCUAACAGGUCGACUCCGAGUAAGACUAUGUAUAAGAACACGAAGCCGCUAUCUACAUGGCUAAGAGGCUUACAUAAUACUCGGAAUUCACUCUGAAGCCUGGGGACCUAAGCAGGCCUGAGGGUUCUGACAUAUACCAAAUCCCUGCCCAGGGGAACAGGGGAGAUUAAAAACUUCAGAUUGAGGAGGAGAGGAAAAACACAUAGAGAGAAAGGGAGCGAGAGACAAAGAAAAAAGCUUAUCGUUCACCUUUGUUCUUCCUAAUGCCCCAAGUGAAGGAUCUCCACAGGCACGUCUGUGAAUAACAGCAGACACGAGAGCAGCUGCCCAUCACUGUGGUCAGAUGAUGGAAUAAAGGAGUGAAAGAGGAGAAGAGAACAGGAUUACAUUCUGUGAAAAAGCCAAGCUGAUAUUCUACACUAAUUGAAUGCCUGGGAGACAGGAAAGACAUGAGAGGAAGCCUUUUCUGUGCCAGCUGCUUCAAGAGAUGUGUGCUCAGGCCGUGGUCAUGCUUCAUUCCCCGGUGUGUAGACCGGAUCGGACCGGCUGUCAACGAAACAGCCUGAUUCUACCUCUGCUGCUGCUGCUGCUGCUUCUCCACAGCUCCCUCAAGGCCACUCAGGCUGGCAAGCCCAAAGGGCCAGGCCACACACAUUUGAACUCCAUCCGCAUUGAUGGGGAUAUCUCCUUAGGUGGGCUCUUCCCAGUACACGCCAGGGGCCACGAUGGCAAGCCAUGUGGGGAGCUGAAGAAGGAGAAGGGCAUACACAGACUGGAGGCCAUGCUCUUUGCUCUUGACCGCAUCAAUAAUGACAAUAAUCUGCUGCCUAACAUUACACUGGGUGCACGUAUCCUGGACACCUGUUCCAGGGACACUCACGCCUUAGAGCAGUCACUCACCUUCGUUCAGGCUCUGAUCGAGAAGGACGGGACAGACGUCAAGUGUCUGGGUGGCGGAGCGCCCAUCAUCACCAAACCUGAGAGGGUGGUGGGCGUCAUUGGAGCUUCCUCCAGCUCUGUAUCCAUCAUGGUGGCCAACAUACUGCGCUUGUUUAAGAUACCCCAGGUGAGCUAUGCCUCCACAGCUCCAGAGCUCAGUGACAACACCCGCUAUGACUUCUUCUCUCGCGUGGUGCCUCCAGACACCUACCAGGCCCAGGCCAUGGUGGACAUUGUCAAGGCCAUGCGCUGGAACUACGUCUCCACAGUGGCCUCAGAGGGGAACUAUGGCGAGAGUGGUGUUGACGCUUUCAUUCAGAAGUCUCGGGAGGACGGGGGUGUGUGCAUCUCCCAGUCAGUCAAGAUUCCUCGGGAGCCCAAGCAGGGAGAGUUUGACAAGGUCAUCCGGCGCCUCAAGGAAAACCCAAACGCAAGAGUUGUCAUAAUUUUCGCCAACGAAGAUGAUAUCAAACGGCUACUCCAUGCAGCUAAAAAGGCUAACCAGACCGGCCAUUUUAUCUGGGUGGGUUCAGACAGCUGGGGCUCAAAGAUCUCUCCAGUUGUGCACCAAGAGGAGAUGGCAGAGGGAGCAGUCACCAUCCUGCCCAAGCGCCAGUCCAUCAAAGGGUUUGAUCGUUACUUCAUCAGUCGAACGCUGGAAAACAACAGAAGGAAUAUCUGGUUUGCUGAGUUCUGGGAGAAUAACUUCAACUGCAAACUCAGCCGUCACGCCGUGAAGAAAGGGUCCGGGCUCAAAAAGUGCACAAAUCAGGAGCGAAUAGGGAAGGACUCCCAUUAUGAGCAGGAGGGAAAAGUGCAGUUUGUUAUUGAUGCUGUUUAUGCAAUGGCUCAUGCCCUGCACAACAUGCACCAGGAGCUCUGCCCAGGAAAAGUGGGUCUCUGUGCAAAAAUGGAUCCUAUCAAUGGCACCCAUCUGCUGAAGCACAUCCGCCGCCUUAACUUCGCAGGCAUAGCUGGCAACCCAGUUCUCUUCAAUGAAAAUGGAGACGCCCCUGGACGCUACGAGAUCUACCAGUACCAGAUCCGAAACCGAACAGCUGAAUAUAAAAUCAUUGGCCACUGGACAGAUCAACUCCAUCUUAACGUUCGUUCAAUGCAGUGGCCUGGUGGCAUUCGUCAGAUCCCUUCUUCAAUCUGCAGCCAUCCCUGUCAGCCCGGUGAGCGCAAGAAGAUCGUGAAGGGUAUCCCUUGCUGCUGGCACUGUGAGCGGUGUGAUGGCUAUCAGUACCAGGCGGACAACUACACGUGUAAGAUGUGUCGCUUUGAUUUGCGGCCCAAUGAGAAUCACACGGGCUGUGUUCCAAUUCCAAUUGUCAAGCUGGAGUGGAGCUCUCCAUGGGCAGUCAUCCCUGUGCUUAUUGCCAUCGCUGGCAUCAUGGCCACUUUGUUUGUGGUGGUCACGUUCAUUCGUUACAAUGACACUCCCAUUGUGAAAGCAUCAGGGCGAGAGCUGAGCUAUGUGCUGCUAACUGGCAUCUUCCUCUGUUAUGCCACAACGUUCCUGAUGAUUUCCACCCCUGAUGUAGGAAUCUGUUCCCUGCGCAGGAUCUUCUUGGGUCUAGGGAUGAGCAUCAGUUAUGCUGCCCUGCUUACCAAAACCAAUCGUAUUUACCGCAUCUUUGAGCAGGGCAGCAUGUCGGUGAGUGCACCCAGGUUCAUUUCUCCAGCCUCCCAGCUAGUCAUCACGUUCACCCUGGCCUCAGUGCAGCUGCUCGGUGUGUGCAUCUGGUUUUGUGUGGAUACCUCCAAGGCCAUCAUUGACUACGAGGACCAGCGGACAUCUAACCCGGUGCUGGCUCGUGGUUUGCUCAAGUGUGACAUCUCUGACCUGUCUCUGAUCUGUCUGCUGGGCUACAGCAUGCUGCUUAUGGUCACCUGUACAGUCUACGCCAUUAAAACCAGAGGGGUGCCGGAGACCUUUAAUGAGGCCAAACCCAUUGGUUUUACCAUGUACACCACCUGCAUUAUUUGGCUAGCAUUCAUCCCAAUCUUCUUUGGCACUUCACAGUCUACAGAAAAGUUGUACAUCCAAACAACCACGCUGACCAUCUCUGUGAGCCUGAGUGCUUCAGUGUCCCUUGGGUUGCUCUAUAUGCCCAAGGUCUACGUGGUUCUCUUCCACCCUGAGCAGAAUGUGCCCAAGCGCACACGCAGCCUCAAGGCUGUGGUUACUGCUGCCACCAUGUCCAAUAAGUUCAACCCCAAGGCUGGGCUCAGACCCAACGGAGAAGCCAAAACCGAGCUGUGUGAAAGCCUCGAAACACAAAAUUUCCCAACAAAGCAAACCUACAUCAGCUACAGCAACCAUGCAAUCUAAGGUAUGAAGGUUGUUAUCACAAUUCAGGAUUUCCACCUUGACAGAAAGAAAAGCAUGCAGUGGAAUUUCACUUACGGUCAGAAAAACGUGGACAUGUGAGUGUAUGGGUGGAGACCACAGAAGCAUUGCCAAAAGACAUAACAUGGCCAGGAGACACAGCAAAGUGAUGCAGGACAAAACAAGUGACCAGAACAGAAAACAGUAUAAUUAUAAGGUUCCAUCUUCUGUCUGCCUCACAAGAAUAAACACAAAAAAAGAAAAAUGAAAAAUAUUUGCAUGGCAGAGGCCUGGAGACUGAAGGAUGGAGCUUUCCUUUUGAGUGUUUACAUUUAAGCUAUGCCCUCGUUCUAAGACUUCUCUGUCACAUUGAGCAGCACUGACUGAAACUGAACUGAAAUCAAGAAUAUGUUCAGGUGUUCUUAAUGUCAUCUGCCAGUUUUGCUAACUGUAAUUAAUCUUAAAAUCCUCAAGGCAUCACAAGAGAUUAAUCAACACCAAAAAGGCAUGAAAACACGGUUCAUGGAUUUCAAAAAGGGUUUUGUGUUUGUUUUUCUUUAUAAAUGUGCUCUCAUGAGUCAAACAACUGGAAAUCUGAUCAUCUCAACAAUGCAACAGUUUUGUACCAGAAUCCAUGGGGGUUUUAUUUCCUCUUUCAGGUUUCUAUUGAGUUACUAAGGACUACACGUAUAGGAUGGUCUCUGCCAAUUUUGAGCAUGCCAGUUUCAACAUCCUGUGUUGUGUUGUUAAAAAGAGUUAAGAAAAAAAAUCUUUGGAAUGCAUUUAAACUCUGUUGCAGCGUUGUUAACAAUUGUUUGGGCCUGAGCCUAUUGUAUGUUAAAACCUGUUCUCAAAUGGUGAAGGUCUAGUGAGUGAUUGUUUUUCUGUGCUUAAGUGAGGCCAUGAUUUGUACUACCAGCUAGCCCAAGGCUGCCACUGCCCUCCGUGUACCUGUAUGUGCUUUGAAACAGUAGCUCCUGGUUAAAAUAAACAGUAUUUUAACCAGGAGAUUGUACUGUAAGCUCUCAUCCGAGAUGACCCUCCACAUCACUGCCACCAGCUACACUCUUGGUCACAUAUAGCAUAAGGGUAAAGCUUAACUGUACAGAUCCAUUAGGAGGGGAAUUAAGAUGAAGUUUGCCCUUGAGAGGAUUGUGCAAAAUGUCCUAAAGGUGAUAUCCAUAAUGGACCAUCUACAGAGAAAACGCGAUCACCAUACAUGUCCUCCUCAGGCACCCUCAUGAUAAGUAGGAGGGGACAGGAAGUUGUAAGGCUUUUCGACAAAUGAAAAUAUAAUUGCAAAAGUAUACAACAUGUCUAUCCAUCACCUUGAGCUCGCUGAACAGAUUAAUAGUUGGCUUCAAGCUGUAUAAAAGCCCUCUAAUGUCUUGGGGAAAACACUGUGGGGUCAUUUGUGUUGUGAAUUCAAUGCUGCUUUUCAUGCCUCCCUAUGUAUUUCUUUCAACACCAUUUGUGUUGCAGAAUAAAAUGCGAGUGCUGACCAAAUUAAAUGGCAAGUUAAUGUAUGUUAUUAAAUAGACUGAUGAUGUCUGCUUUAUGUUCUGACAUAUCGUAAAUUUGGGGAAAAAAGAUACAGUGCCUGGCUAUCUGACUAUGUAUUUGUAAAACCUCAUGAAAACUACUGAAGUGUG